Molecule: messenger RNA, 990 nt
Organism: Gregarina niphandrodes
Lineage: Eukaryota; Apicomplexa; Conoidasida; Eugregarinorida; Gregarinidae
Product: zinc finger, C3HC4 type (RING finger) protein
Exons: 1
Coding region: 1-990 (329 amino acids)
Source: RefSeq, a predicted model, not a curated record
AUGUUUCGGAGCUAUACUUAUGAACCCAAGUGCGGAGCUGGGUCGGCAUGGGCAGUGAAGCGGGCGUCCGAGUGGACCGCGGCAGUUGCAAGGGUAUUAUCAGGGUCGGGUAAGAAUGGAGAUGAGAAGGGUGGUGAGAAGGGAGGUGAGAAGGGUGAUGAGAAGGGUGAUGAGAAGGGUGAUGAGAAGGGUGAUGAGAAGGGUGAUGAGAAGGAAGGUGAGAAGGGAGGUGAGAUGGAAGGUGAGAAGGGUGAUGAGAAGGGUGAUGAGAAGGAAGGUGAGAAGGGAGGUGAGAUGGAAAGCGACGAGUCAGUGUUAUACACGUACUGCUGCCGUCCGAAUCCGGUGUUAUCUUUGCUUGAGCAAUACUCAAUUUAUCAGAGGUUGGGAGGAACGACGAAUCGUAAGAAGGUCGAGCGGAGCGGCAGGAACUGCGACGCAUGUUUUGGUAAGGAUCCCGAUGCGGCCAUUCUGCCAUGUGGUCACUUUUACCAUGAGUCCUGCCUUGUUGACACCCGGCCGUACAUUUGCCCCGUGUGCAAGUACCCAUCGGACGCUCAGUUCGCUCUUGGACGGAGGACAUGUGGACUCACCAUUGCCGAUUGCAACCUGCCCCAUAUCUUGAAAGAAACAAUGCCGGCUAUUGAGAACUUGUGCUCAUGGAUCGUGAGUUGGCCAGGGAGCAGGACAACCGCCCUCUUUGUAACUAACCUCACGCGGCUGAUCGGUGUCCCUCGUUUCGGCUUGAAGAGAUGCCAGCACUUCGACAAAAUGCUCACUUUCAACCAGUACUUCAUACAUCUAGAUGACCUCAAGGAAUACGUAGAACAACACUCAGACAAAUUCGUCCUCAUACGGGAGGUGAACUUCGUCUUUGUAGCCAACUCCGCUACAUGUAAAACUGGCCAGAAACUAAUUGACAGUGUGCGCCAAAUCGAACACUACACUCCAUUCAAGGGCUUCUAUUGCUUCUCAGAAGUGACACCCUGA